Nomia melanderi (Alkali bee) is the source of this 1324-nucleotide messenger RNA. RefSeq names its product Peroxiredoxin 2 (gene Prx2). Gene Ontology annotation, cellular component: cytosol. Gene Ontology annotation, molecular function: thioredoxin peroxidase activity. Lineage: Eukaryota; Metazoa; Arthropoda; Insecta; Hymenoptera; Halictidae. Gene Ontology annotation, biological process: leukocyte activation; hydrogen peroxide catabolic process; response to oxidative stress. The record is from RefSeq and is a predicted model, not a curated record.
GUUUGUAGAUGGCGUAAUUUAAGUUCUUUGUUUUCCGUUGUAAACCAGGUCCUCGUUCCUUUGAAACCGGUUGCCGGUUAGACAUACCUUUGACAGUGUAUAAGUACGUUGAGUGACGUGCUCGACUAAAAUCUAGAUUUUUCUAUAAGGAGAAAAGGUUCAAUAAAAUCAGAAUUCUAUUAUCCACAUUUAGAUGUUACAAGUCCAUCAUAUUAAAAUGUAUUGAAUACUUUAUUUGGAAAUAUCUUUUUUUAUACCACAAGUAUAAAAAAUCAUCAUGCCAGUUCCUGCAAUUCAAAAACCAGCUCCUGCUUUCCGUGGCACUGCUGUUAUUAAUGGAGAAUUUAAAGAAAUUUCACUUUCUGAUUAUGCUGGAAAAUAUGUUAUCCUAUUCUUUUAUCCAUUAGACUUCACUUUUGUUUGUCCAACUGAAAUCAUUGCUUUCUCUGAUCGCGUUGAUGAAUUUGAGAAAAUCGGUUGCAAAGUGAUAGCAGCGUCAACUGAUUCUCACUUCAGUCACUUAGCAUGGGUAAACACACCCCGUAAGCAAGGUGGUCUUGGUGAAAUGAAUAUACCCUUACUUGCUGACAAGAGUUCCAAAAUAGCUCGUGAUUAUGGUGUACUUGAUGAGGAAACUGGUGUUCCAUUCCGUGGUCUUUUCAUCAUAGAUGAUAAGCAAAAUUUACGUCAGGUUACUAUCAAUGACCUACCAGUUGGCAGAUCUGUGGAUGAAACUUUACGCUUGGUGCAAGCAUUUCAACACACUGAUAAAUACGGAGAAGUAUGCCCUGCUGGUUGGAAACCAGGAAAGAAAACAAUGAAACCUGAUGUUGUUGGCUCAAAAGAAUAUUUUCAGGAUUCGUAAAUGAAACCAAUAAAAUGAUUCAUUUAAUUUUUUAACUAUCUUGUAUUUGUUAUAGUUUAUUACUAAAAGCAACAGUAAUUUCAUAACUAAUUAUAUGUAUUACUAAAGUAUUGAAAUUAGUUUAACCCUUUGGAACAGUGAAGUUAACUAUAAAUAUAUUUUGUUAUAUGACAUAAAUGAAUCAUGAAUCUCCAUUUUGCUGCAUACUGAGUUUAAUGCUAGUUAUUUUGUUGCAUCAUGUAAAUGACCUUGUAAUCAUGUUAUUUGAAGGGGAAUUUUAAUUUAUGUAAUGAAUUAUAAACGAAUACAUGUCAGAAUAAUUAAUUUUUAAGAGUAGGCUGAAUUAGAGUUUUUCAGUUUGGAAUUUUUACAGGUAUCUUUGUAGUCAUUAAUAACGAAAGGGUUAAAAUAAAAUAUCAGUACUUUAAUUUGUCACAAUAAAUAAAUGUAUUUAUAUAA